AUGAAUCUGGGGGGUCUGCUAAUGUAUGUGGGGCUCCUCUAUGCGGUUCGUGCUGAGGGGGACCCUAUUCCAGAAGAAAUGUACGAGAAAAUUGCAGCAGGAUCUGUCAAGUCUAUAAACGAUAUACAAAGACUGCUGAAAAUAGAUUCCGUAGAUGAUGAGGACGAUGUGUAUGAAUUAACCAGAAAUGAAACAAGAAGUUUGCCUAGGGGCAGUUCCAGCCACUCCCGGGUCAUUCGCAGCUUAGAUGCGCAGCAGGCUCAGAUCGCAGAGUGCAAACCCAGAACAGAAGUGUUUGAAAUCACCCGCCAGAUGGUCGAUCCAACCAAUGCCAACUUCCUUGUGCAGCCACCAUGUGUGGAGGUUGAGAGGUGCUCAGGGUGUUGUAACUCCAGACACAUAAAAUGUGUUCCAUCCCGCAUGCGCAUCCGACAUGUGCAGGUGAAGAAAAUUGUGAUCAGGAAAUCCAAGAAGGAUGUUCAACUUGUCCCCAUUCCUCUGGAGGACCAUUUGGAGUGCAGGUGUGAGGCAGUAAGUUCCUUACCUAUCAGAGGUCACCACACUUCCCAUGAGCACAGGGGGGCUGCAGGUAAUUGUCUUUUAAAUAUUUUUGCUUUUUAG
Messenger RNA from Staurois parvus, 621 nucleotides. Lineage: Eukaryota; Metazoa; Chordata; Amphibia; Anura; Ranidae. The record is from the annotation of a GenBank genome assembly.